Messenger RNA from Paramecium sonneborni, 134 nucleotides. Lineage: Eukaryota; Ciliophora; Oligohymenophorea; Peniculida; Parameciidae. The record is from the annotation of a GenBank genome assembly.
AUGAAAGUAUUUUCUUAAUAUAUUUUUCAUAGAUUAGGUUCAAAUUGUCUGAUGGUUAUGAAUUUUACUAAGAAUAGUUAUAAUUCUAAUUGUGGAUCAUUAAGUUUAGAUUUCAAAAGGCAAGAUUCCAAUGA